Messenger RNA from Salvelinus sp. IW2-2015, 8457 nucleotides. RefSeq names its product plexin-B1-like. Gene Ontology annotation, biological process: regulation of cell migration; axon extension; semaphorin-plexin signaling pathway involved in axon guidance. The record is from RefSeq and is a predicted model, not a curated record. Gene Ontology annotation, molecular function: semaphorin receptor activity; protein binding. NCBI's taxonomy places the organism in Eukaryota, Metazoa, Chordata, Actinopteri, Salmoniformes, Salmonidae. Gene Ontology annotation, cellular component: plasma membrane; semaphorin receptor complex.
UCUAGGGCUGUCGUGAGGUAAUCUAUCCAUUCUCGCCACUAUUCGCCGGGAAGGCCUACAUGUGGUAAUCGUAGAAAGCGCACAGUGCAAUAUGAGAAAAAAGCAAUAACAAUAAGAGCGCGCACCAGUUGCUUUUAAGCCGGGAAAUGUACAUGGAACAUUGUAGACUUUACUAAACCUGAAGAUUGUUUGAUCACGUGAACCAACCUUAAACCAGCAGAAAACUAAUACCAACCAAACGCAAGUUUGAACGACAAUGGAAUUUGCGUUCUCCUGACCCCUGGGAACCGUUGUGAUUUGCCUGGAUUUAAAAGCACAAGUUGCUGACAAAUUGGAUAAACUUACCCUCCAAUUCGGCCAGCCGACGGCACUGAACUCACUUUCCUUGUAUCCAGAACCAAACGGCGGGUCGUGGAAUUAAACCUGAUUUAUAAGAAUUGAAGGUACACAAUGGGGAACCAGGAAGUGUAAUUCCGGCACGUUUGGAAUGGCUGCAUCUCAAUAGUUUAAAGUGGCUUCAUCUCCUCGCCUCCUUUCCUUCAUCUGCACUGAUGUGAAAGAGCUGAACAGGUGAACACUAUAUUCCGAUUGGAGCUGUAGAGGAGGUGUUUUUAACCAAACCAAGCUGCUGGGAGGUCAAGAGGUGACAUGCCUCUGUAACGCAUCGUUGGAAACAAAUGAAUGGUUGCCAUGCCUCCGGGGAUGGUGCGACAUGGUUUCUCAGUCCCAGCGGCGGUCCCAGUACUGUCGCUGCUGCUAGCCGCCAGCUGGCCCUCCUAUGGCCUGGCCUGGGCCUCUGACCCCUCCACCACCCCCUCUUCCCCUUACCCCACCUUCACCCGCACAGACGCCCUCUUCGAGCACCUGGCCCUGCACCCGGACCCUGCAGUCGGGCGCAUCUACGUGGGGGCGCGGGACCACCUCUUCCAGCUGGACCGCAAUCUGACCGCCGAGCUCCAGGACAACACGGGGCCUGUGACGGACAGCCGCGAGUGCCUGCCCCCCGUCACCGAGAGCAACUGCCCGCAAGCGCGGCGCACCAGCAACCACAACAAGCUCCUGCUGGUGGACCCCUACGCCAUGGAACUGAUCACUUGCGGCAGCGUCAACCAGGGCAUCUGCCAGAAGCGGAGUCUGGACUCGGUGGGUACGGUGCUGUUCUCGGCCGAGCGGCCCGUGGACACGCAGUACGUGGCUGCCAACCACCCCAACGUGAGCACGGUGGGCCUGGUGGUGCGCUCCCGCCCCGACCGCCAGCCCGUGCUCUUUGUGGGCCGCGGUUACACCAGCAGCCACCCACCCAUCUCCACACGCAACCUGGCCCAGGAGCCCGUCUUCUCCUACGAAGAAACGGCGAAGCUAGCGGUGGCGGGUCGCCUCUCGGAGUACGACCACCACUUCGUGGCGUCCUUCGCCCACCGCCAGCACGUCUACUUCCUGUUCUACCGCCGCGACAUUAAGUCUCAGUCUCGCGAGUACCGCACCUACGUGUCACGCGUGUGCCUGGACGACCAGGCCUACUACUCGUACGUGGAAGUGCCUCUGGCCUGUCGCUCGGCGGCCGGGAAGAGCUACAACUUGCUCCAGGCUGUCCGCCUUGGUCUACCACCCAAGCAGAGUGGGGGCGAUGCUGGGCAGGCAGAGGUGCUCCUGGGUGUGUUCUCCACCCGGCAGGCCUCGUCCACGCGACCCAGCGAGGACUCUGCUCUUUGCAUGUUCAAUCUUGACGAUUUGGACCAGAGGAUCAACUCCACCAGGGACCUGUGUUACACGCAGUUCGGCCGGGACGAGGGAGGGGGGGAGGCGGCCUACAUCGAGUACGAGGUCAAAUCCAACUGCGCCAACCUGCCGUCGAAUACCCUUGAUGCCUACCCCUGUGGUUCGGACCAUACCCCCAGUCCAAUGGCCAGCCGGGUGCCGGUGGAAACCGAGCCCAUAUUGGACAGCCCGUCCGCCCGUCUCACCGCAGUGGCUGUCAGCGUGAGGGUGGGACAUACCAUCGCCUUCCUGGGGGACUCCAAGGGGAACCUGCGCAAGGUGUUCCUGGGCCCUAAUGGUGAGGUGGAGGAGUAUGCCGUCGUCUCCAUCCAGGCCAACGCAGCCAUCAGCUCUGACCUGGUCCUGGAUCAGUCGGAGGAACACCUCUUCAUCAUGACCUCCACCAUGCUGCAGAAGAGGCCGGUGGCAGAGUGCCACGAACACCUGGACUGCCAGGCCUGUUUGUCGGCCCACGACCCCUAUUGUGGCUGGUGUGUCCUGGAGGGGAGGUGUGGCCAGCGGUCUCAGUGUUCACACAGGGCUCAGGAGGGCCAGUGGCUGUGGAGCUUCGACAUGGAGCAGCAGUGCCUCACCAUCCAGUCCCUCAGCCCCUCCAACAUCAGCCGUGAGGAGAAGGGACGUAUUGCUCUAUCGGUGCCGGGCCUGCCCAUCCUAGAAGAGGACAACUCGUACGCCUGUUACUUCCAUGACACUGAGAGUCCUGCCACCGUCACCGACACGGGCGUCACCUGCCUCUCCCCUGACCCCCACAGGGUGCCAGCUGUGCCCCCUGGACAAGAGUUUGUCACGGUCACCCUGUCCCUGCGCUUCGGUAACGUCGUCGUCACGGCGACAGAGUUCACCUUCUACGACUGUACCGCAGUCAAGCAGCUGUCUGGGAGCGUGCCUUGCCGUGGUUGCGUGUUGAGUCGCUGGGGCUGCAACUGGUGUGUGCACCAGCACACCUGUACCCACAAGCCCACCUGUGACAAGGGGGUCAUCAUCUACAACGAACACUUUAAACUCCCCACCUCGGCUCCUCCCACUACUAAAGCCGUAACUAUAACAACGACUUCCCCAUCCACAACUGUGGCCCCCACAACAGCAACUGCGCCCCCAACAACUACAACAGCAACCGCACCCCCAACAACGACAACUACCACAAUUACAACAACUAUCGCCACGACUACAACAACCGAAGCCCCAACCACCAUAGCUACCACCGAGGAGCCUCCGACAACAACCCUGCCUACAACCGUCCCCACAACCACCACACCGGAGCCGACUACACCGCCCACCACUGCUAUGUCGACGGAGGCCCCCACCACUCUUCCCCCUACAACGUUAGUCGAGGCUACAACGCCCAGGCCUGAGACCACCACCAGUGAGAAAGAGGAGCAAACAACCACAGGAGAGCUCUUUGCAGAGGCUGAAAGUGAAACUGAAGGCCCUGUGGUUACCCCUGGUGACAUGGAGCUCGCCGCAGAAACCGAGGUGGCGACAGUUAUGACCGAAGACGAGCAGCCGUCCGAUGAUCUCGCCACCCUAAACCCCCUGGCAUUCCCCCCCGAGACAUCCCCAUUGGAAGUGGUCACCGCGUCCCCCCCUCAGGAACUGGACGAGGCUUUGACUCUGGCCAAGCCCCCCAUGGAGGUYCAGCCCACCACUGGCAGCUCCCCCUUCCCGACCCCCUUCCCCCUGUGGGAACCGGCCAACUCGGAGCCCACCUUCCACCUAGACCUGACGGGAGCCCACUUCCCUCCCCCGCUAGAGCCCCUCCCCCCCACUGAGGCGGAGGGCCAGGGAGCCGAGCCGGAAGUGUUCCUCUGGCCCAUGGAGGAAGUGGAAGAGGAGACGGAGGGCACAGCGGCGGAGAACGACACCAGCGUGGCGUUUUCGGCCACCACCGUGCUUUCAGGGGACGGAGAGGCAGCUGAGCACUCCCCUUCGGCCUCUGCCUACCCCCGGCUUCUUGACGCCGACUCAGAGCUGGACUACCAGUACGACUCGGCCGACAUCUUCCUGCCGGGGGACGAGGGCUCCUAUGUGAGUUGGGGCUCGUCUGCUUGCCCCUGUGUGGAGAAGGUCAAGGAUUCGCCUCUGUUACCAGUCAGAGUGGAGAGGAAGAUCACGCUACUCGCCCGAAACCUCCACCUGUACCAGGACAGAGACCUGGACUACGAGUGUGUGUUGGUGAUCGAGGGCCGUACGGUGGUGGUGGACGCCUAUGUGGAGAUGGACGAGAUGGACCCGUCUCUCUUUGACAUCACCUGUCAGCUGCACCAGUAUUCCUACUCUGCCCCGGCGGAAGAGUACAACGCCAUGGUGUACGUGAAGAGGCGGGACACCUUCCACGUGGACAGCGCUCACGACCUGUAUGUGACUCUGUACAACUGUUCAGUGGGGCGUUCAGACUGUAGCCGGUGUCACACGGCGGACCAGAAGUAUGGCUGUGUGUGGUGCGGAGGGAGCCAGUCCACAUGUCUGUACGGAGACUCCUGCAGCGAGCCCAUCGAACAGACCUGCCCCGCCCCCGUCAUUCAUGCCAUCGAGCCCCUGUCAGGUCUGGUGGAGGGGGGCACGGUGGUGACCAUCUCAGGGUCCAACCUGGGCCAGAAGGCUGAGGACAUUCUCCACUCUGUCAGUGUGGCCGGGGUGUCUUGCUCUGUCAUCCCCCACCUCUACGAGGUCUCCUCCAGGAUCGUGUGUAAGACUGAAGCCAGCGGGGGAGAGAAGAUGGGCCAGGUGUCAGUAGAAGUGAGCGGGGGAGAGUUUGGCCUCUCCAGCCAGAGGUUCAGUUACCAGGACCCCUUUGUGAUGGAGGUGUCCCCCCAGAGGGGUCCCAUGGCGGGGGGAUCAUCCCUUACCAUCACUGGGAGGAACCUGCUCACGGGACGCCCCUCUGACAUCACUGUCACUGUGGGAGGAGUGCCCUGUGUCAUUUCGUCGGAGGUCCAGGAGGGCAGUGUGGUGUGUGUGACGGGCAGCAGCAACAGGACGGGCGAUCACCGCGUGACGCUUCACUAUGGCAACAGCCAGCGCCACCUUCACGAGUCGGCCUACCGCUUCACCCCCAACCCCAACAUCACCCAGGCCGCGCCCGCCAAGAGCUUCCUCAGCGGUGGUCGUCUGGUCUUCGUGUCUGGUCAUAACCUGGAUGUGGUGCAGGAACCUAGGAUGUUGGUGACCCUGUCCCCCUAUGAGUCCAUCGGCCAGAGGAAGAGRAGGAGGAGUGGAGKCGAAAGGGAGGAAGAGACUGAGGAMAAGGUGCUGCUGUUGAGGCAUCGCAGGAUCGUCCCGGAGCCCCAUUGCCCCGGCAACCCCCUAUGCUCCAUAAAACAGUACAUAGAGCGCUGCGAGGUGAACUCCUCCAGUCUGAUCCUGUGUCGGAGCCCGGCGGUGGAGCCCUCGGUGUGGGGCUCGCGGGUUGAUGUGGCCUUCCUCCUGGACAACCUGCGCUUCCCGUUCGGUGCCGUCAGCCCCCAGGGGGCCUUCAGCUACGAGCCCAACCCUGUGCUGCACCCGCUCAACCAGCAGGAGCCCCUCAAGCCCUACCGCUACAACCCAGGAAGCUUCAUUCAGCUGGAGGGUGAGAACUUGGACCUGGCCAUCUCUAAGGAGGAGGUGGUGGUACUGGUGGGGGAGGGUGUGUGUGCCGUGAAGACCCUCACCAGGAACCACCUGUACUGCGAGCCCCCGCCCCAGCAGCCCAUCCCGGGACCUCCCAACGGCGGCAGGAAGCGCGAGGGCGCCGACACGCUGCCCGAGUUCACCGUCCACAUGGGCAACCUGAACUUCUCCCUGGGCAGGGUGCAGUAUGACACCCUCAGCCUGUCCACCUUCCCCCUCGAGGCCCAGAUAGGGGUGGGCGUGGGGGCCUCCAUUGUAGCCCUCAUCGUCCUCAUCAUAGUCCUCAUCUACAGGAGGAAGAGUAAGCAGGCUCUGAGGGACUACAAGAAGGUACAGAUCCAGUUGGAGAACCUGGAGACCAGCGUGAGAGACCGGUGCAAGAAAGAGUUCACAGACCUGAUGACGGAGAUGAUGGACAUGUCCAGUGACCUGGUGGGCUCAGGCAUUCCCUUCCUGGACUACCGGCGCUACGCCGAGCGGAUUUUCUUCCCGGGCCACCGSGAGUCGCCCCUGCGGAGGGAUCUGGACGUGCAGGAGUGUCGACGGGCCACAGUGGAGCAGGGCCUGGUGCAGCUCUCCAACCUGCUCAACAGCAAACUCUUCCUCACCAAGUUCAUCCAUACUCUGGAGAGCCAGCGGACGUUCUCGCCUCGGGACCGGGCCUACGUGGCAUCUCUCCUGACGGUGGCGCUGCACGGUAAACUGGAGUACUUCACCGACAUCCUCAAGACCCUCCUCAAUGAUCUAGUGGAGCAGUACGUGGCCAAGAACCCAAAGCUCAUGCUGCGAAGAACGGAGACAGUGGUGGAGAAGCUUUUGACCAACUGGAUGUCCAUCUGCCUUUACGCUUUCCUCAGGGACUCUGCAGGCGAGUCCCUGUACAUGUUGUUCAGGGCUAUCAAGCACCAGGUGGACAAGGGGCCGGUGGACGCGGUGACGGGAAAAGCAAAGUACACGCUCAACGACAACCGCCUGCUCCGAGAAGACGUGGAGUACAAGACCCUGACCCUGAACGUGUUGAUGCAGGGUGGGGGGGUGAACGAGACCCAGCCGCUGCCCUCCAAGGUGCUGGACAUAGACACCAUCACCCAGGUGAAGGAGAAACUCCUGGACCAGGUCUACAAGGGCACCUCCUUCUCCCACCGGCCACACACAGACUCCCUAGACCUGGAGUGGAGGUCCGGUGUAGCUGGUCAUUUGAUCCUGUCUGAUGAAGACCUGACAUCUGUUGUCCAGGGCAACUGGAAGCGCCUCAAUACACUACAACACUACAAGGUUCCAGAUGGCGCGACAGUGGCUUUGGUCCCGCGCCACAGCAAACACAUCCACCACGACAAUCAUGACUACGUAGCAGGGGAAAAGACGCCCAUGCUGGAGGACGCGGACGAGGGCGGGGUGAGGCUGUGGCACCUGGUCAARGCCAGUGAGGAGCCYGAGCUACCCAAGCACCGCCGGGGCAGCGUGAGGGAGAGGGAGAGGGCCAAGGCUAUACCAGAGAUCUACCUCACACGCCUGCUCUCUAUGAAGGGAACUCUGCAGAAGUUUGUAGACGACCUGUUCACUGUGAUCCUGUCUACCAGUCGUCCCGUUCCGCUGGCCGUCAAGUACUUCUUUGACCUGCUGGACGACCAGGCGCAACACCACGCCAUCACUGACCCCGAGACCAUCCACAUCUGGAAGACCAACAGUUUGCCSCUGMGGUUCUGGAUCAACAUUGUGAAGAACCCCCAGUUCAUCUUUGACGUUCAGCCCUCGGACCACGUGGACGCUGUGCUGACGGUCAUCUCCCAGACGUUCAUGGACUCCUGCACCACCGCUGAGCACAAGCUGGGCAGAGAUUCACCAAUCAACAAACUGCUGUAUGCCCGAGACAUCCCCCGUUACAAGCAGAUGGUGGAAAGGUACUACGCUGACAUCAGACAGACCAUCUCUGCCAGUGAUCAGGAGAUGAACUCCGCUCUAGCAGAGCUGUCCAGGAAUUACUCAGGAGAGUUGAAUUACCUUGUCGCCCUGCACGAGUUGUACAAGUACAUCAACAAAUACUAUGACCAGAUCAUCGGGGCCCUAGAGGAGGACAGCAUGGCCCAGAAAAUGCAGCUGGGCUACCGGCUCCAGCAGGUCGCUGCAGCCGUGGAGAACAAAGUCACCGACUUGUGACAGCAGAACCACCGACCGAGACCACGCCGGCCAGGGGGACCACAUUAAGAGACGCGCACACUGUGAGGUUACCCACUAGAGUGGGGGAGGGAAACGCAGAGUGAGGAGCAAAAAGCCCCACCCCCUUUUCCACAUUAAGGGCCAAUGRGUGACUGGUGUUUACACACAAACUCUCCUUUUUUGGGGGGGGGGGAUUGGGCUGCUGGACACAUGAAGCCCUCUAGAGAUGGUGGUGGACACAAACCCUUCUCUCACUCUCCACUGUGGACAAAAACAGGAGGGAAAGGGCAAGGGAGACAUACAGACCAGGAGCCUUUGUUUGUAUGUCCCACCCGUUCAACCUUCAGCCCUGAGUUGGACCACGUUGUGGCAUCUGCGUCUGCCUCUCUUCUAGAACUCUCUGUGGAAGUAGGAGAAUUAUAAGAAAGUGCUUGGGAGAUCUGGAUGUUAUCCGGACGCUAUCUGGACAUUACGUGACGUGUCAAUGGAAACGUGCUGAAGUCAAAACUCUGUAGUCUCAAAUGAAUGAAUGAAAGAAGUCGUGUUAUAUGUAUCAACAUGGUGGUUCUAGUGGAAGCUAGAUGGAGAGUGAGUGUGAGAGAGAGAUGGAAAGGACUUACCGGUCACUGUUUUUGGUAUGGUAUGACGUGAAGCCUUUUCACAAUGGGAAACACUGGGUGGAUGAAAUGGAAAAGGGUACUUCCCAUGCCUUGUGCUUGUGUCGUUGCAUAAUUAGAGGUGGUAUGUCUGUCCAUCUCCCUCUUUAAAUGUGCAUGCGUGCAAGGGUAAACUGUUUUGGUUUACAUGCCCUGCCCACUGACACCAUUGUUUUAUGUAAUUGAGGAUAUAUAGUACCAGUCAAAAGUUUGGACACACCUACUCAUUCAAGGGUUUUUCUUUAUUUUUACUAUU